This is a messenger RNA of Harmonia axyridis, 1793 nucleotides long. Its product is annotated as tRNA modification GTPase GTPBP3, mitochondrial. The record is from RefSeq and is a predicted model, not a curated record. Lineage: Eukaryota; Metazoa; Arthropoda; Insecta; Coleoptera; Coccinellidae. Gene Ontology annotation, molecular function: GTPase activity; protein binding; GTP binding. Gene Ontology annotation, biological process: tRNA methylation; tRNA wobble uridine modification. Gene Ontology annotation, cellular component: cytoplasm; mitochondrion. Bases 330 to 1769 code for a protein of 479 amino acids. The transcript is spliced from 6 exons.
CAAUCAGUUUGCUCCUAAAAGGUCUCAAUUUCGAGAUAUUUCGAGUUUUGUGAGGAAAUUUUCUCUAAUUCGCUGUGUUCUAUUCAAUUAUGAAAUCGAUUACACGUUACGCCAUCCAGGAGAAAGUUAUAGAACUUAAGUUCUAGGAAAAUACAAAAUUAAAAAAAUCUCCAAUAUAAAUAAACAAUUCAAUUAAGGUUAUCUCCUAACAUAGUUUCUAAUUAUGAAAAUCUAUCUAACAAAAAUUUCAUUCUGAGAUAUAUAACAUUAUCCGAUUAAUCGAUUCAAAAACAUAAAAUACUGAAACUAUACUAUAAUAUGAAAUCAAAAUGAUGAAAAUCAUACAACGUUUUCACUCUAAAAGUACUAUUUAUGCACUUUCAUCAGGCCAAGGCAAAUGUGGUGUUGCUGUGAUAAGAAUUACUGGUCCUAGAGCAGAAGAUGCAUUAAGAUAUAUUGGAGGUUUCAAACAUCUUCCCGAGCCUAGACAAGUUUUACUGAAAAGCUUGAGAAAUCCAACUAAUGGAGAUAUUAUAGAUAAGGGACUAGUUUUAUGGUUUCCUGGGCCAAAAAGUUUCACGGGGGAAGAUAGUUGUGAAUUUCAAGUUCAUGGUAGUGUUGCCGUGAUCAACGGAAUUCUCAAUAGUUUGAAUGCUAUUCCUUCUUUUCGAAUAGCCGAACCAGGUGAAUUCACUAAGAGGGCCUUCUAUAACGGAAAACUCAAUUUAACAGAAGUAGAAGGACUUGCUGAUUUAUUGAAUGCUACAACUGAAAUUCAAAGAAAACAAGCAUUUUUACAAUCGCAAGGUUUCCUUAGCAAGAUAUAUUGCCAGUGGAAGGAAGAAUUAUCCCAUCAUCUUGCCCAUUUAGAAGCUAUAAUAGAUUUUGAAGAAAGUGAACAUUUAUCUACUGAAGAGCACCACGUGUUUAAGAAUGUUAUUGAAUUGAGAAAUAAAAUUAAAAAACACAUAUUUGAAGGACGAAAAGGAGAAAUAUUGAGAGAAGGUGUGAAAACAGUGGUCCUAGGAAAACCGAAUGUAGGCAAAAGCAGUUUUUUUAAUAUUAUGUGUGGCAGACCUGCCGCUAUUGUAACACCUAUAUCUGGAACUACCCGCGAUGUAAUUCAAGUCGAAUUAGAUAUUUCUGGUUAUCCUGUUCUUUUGGCAGAUACAGCAGGUCUCCGAGAUCACUCUUUUGAUCCGGUAGAAACUGAAGGAAUGAAACGAGCAAUCGAUCAAGUAGAUAACGCUGAUCUUGUGAUUUUGAUGAUGGUUGCACAGGAGUAUUCGUUAUGGAUAGAAGUAAAUCCAUCGGCAUCUCUGGAAGACUAUAUGAAAACAUAUUUGGAAUUUUUAGGAUUGGAAAGGGUGUUUUCCAGCUACAAACAAAACAAAAAACAUAUUAUUCCUGUUAUGAACAAGAUCGAUUUGUGUCCCAAUGAAAAUAAAGACGGUGUUUUAUCUGUAUCUUGCAUAAAUGGUGAUGGAAUCGAUAACUUCAUAGAUUGUAUGACUCUAAAGUUGAAAGAAAUUUGUGGAGAGCCAACCAAAGAACACCUCUGUAUGAAUAAGGCAAGGCAUCAAAAACAUCUGGAAGACUGCUUAAACGAAUUGGAUAAUUUUCAGAUAAGAACUGAAGAAAAUAUUGACCUAGUAAUUUUAGCCGAACACCUUCGAAGAGCCUCCAAUCAUUUAGGAAGAUUAGUAGGCCUAACAAGCACUGAUCAAAUUCUAGACGUUAUAUUUCGAGAUUUUUGCAUUGGAAAAUAAUAUAUUAAAAUCAAUGAAAACCUU